UUGGGUGUUUCGAGCCCGCAGUUUAACACAUGUUUUCAGAUUGGAAAAUCCUUACGUGCUGAUGAGGAACCGUCAACAGAAUUACCUGCGUACAAACUUAGCGCUGGUUUUGCAAUUGGUCUGAUAUGUCUUGGGCUAGGUGAGGGACUCUUUGUCUGGAAGCCUCCGUUCAAACAACCACUGCCCUCCAUUCCUGAUCGACUGCGAACAUUGAUGAUAGGUGGACCGAGGAUAUUCCUGAAUUUGCGUUUUCUUCAAAGGGAAUUUCUGUUAGUUCAGGAGGGCACUAAUGUGAACGUGCACAUGACAGCUCAUCCAGCUACGAUUGCCCUAGGAUUGAUGUACAUGCGCACAGGAAAUUUGGAAAUUGCUAGAGACCUAGAACUGCCGGCCACAAUAUCUAUGCUUGAAGAAAUACGUCCUGAUGUGAUCUUUGUGCGUGUGGUAGCUCGAAGUUUAGUGCUUUGGGACAUGAUAGAACCAACAUGUGCUUGGAUUGACAAGCAGAUUCCAAAUAUUAUUCAUGAAUAUGCACUUGCGGUGUUGAAGUUUCCAUCAAAUAUCGAAGUAAAUAUUACUGACAAAGAACAGGCUUACUGGGAUGAAGUGGUGGAUAAGGAGACAGUGGCAGAGGUGUACCUAUACGCAAUGACAGCAGCGUGUUUCGUAAUGGCACUUAAAUUUAGUGGAAUCAUUGGUGAUAGGUAUGAAGACAUUCUUAAGAUACUGGUAAGAACAACAUUUUUGUUCCCCACGAACUAUUUUACCUUACAUAGCUUUAAUUCUGUUUUUUUAAGAUAUGGAUUUAAAAAGGAUAACCUUUCCAUAGCUCUGCUGGUAAUAUCUAUGUACCCUAUAGUUGCGCAUCACGUCGCGGACAAUAGAUUGUAUCACCAGCCACUGCGUUUUCUGUGGACUCACGCCGUCGAACCACGCUUGCUUGUGCCAACGUGCCGCAAAAAGAACAAACCAAUUCAGUGUGACCUCGAGAUACAGUUCAAGGUAGGUCAAACAGUGUUUUUUAUGGUUUAUUUUUUCAUUUUAUCGGUGAAUUUCGUUAAGCAAUGCUUGCAAGUCUACGGCGCCUCUCAGGUGGAUAUGAAGCUGUAA
Molecule: messenger RNA, 1110 nt
Organism: Angiostrongylus costaricensis
Lineage: Eukaryota; Metazoa; Nematoda; Chromadorea; Rhabditida; Metastrongylidae
Source: the annotation of a GenBank genome assembly